CUUUUCUUACGACGUCUCAUAAUUGCAUUCGCCCAAUAUAAUUUCAUUUAUACUUUCCUCGAGUCUUACUGCAUUUUCUUUAUAUAGGACAGGAUGCCUGAGCUAGUACUGUUGCCGACUAGCACGUACCGACCUCCCUCCCCCUCGCUGGCACGAGGGCCGGGGAGGUCACUUAAUACAAUAAUGGAGGAGGAACCUGAAGAUUCGCAAAAGUCCGCGGCAUUGAGGAAUCGUAGAUUCCCAGCUAGCCAAUCCAACGAGAAGAUAGUACAGUGGCUUUCGCCACGAAGUGACCGCUUCCCGACUCCAAGAGGCUUUCAUUUCUUGUCAGCUCCGAUACUGCCUGAAUCUCCCUCGACUACAUCCGCCGACGAAAGCAAUUCUCCGUCAAUAACAUCAUCGGACCCGUGGAACCGAGCGAGUAUAAGUACUGAUGUCACAGAGUUUGAUGAUAUAUACGGGGUUUCUGACGAAGACGACACUCAACGUGCAACUCCGAGAAAAUCUUCAUUGAAGCGUCGGAACAGUUCUCGCAACACAAUGCAGAAGCGACCUGCAACUCAGUCGCAAGCCUCGCACCGGGCUCUUCCACCCUUAACUAUACCAACUCAACAGGAGCACAAUGCCGAUAGUUGGUCAGGCAGGCCGGAUUUUAAGAAGCUCAUGUCACCACUACCUCCUACUCCUCAAGCCAAGGUCGAGAUGUCUCCAGCCGUGAUAUCAUUCUUGCAAGCUCAACAGUCUCAAGAGGUACCGACCAUUUCCGCACCGCCAUCCCUCGAUGGAAGCUUGAGCUCCGACCAAAUGGCUGCCAUGUCUGCGCCACCCACACCAGUGAUUGGGACGGGAGAGGCCAGUACUAGUACGGAUUGGUCUGGUGUUCAACUACAACCCGCUGCUCUAGCUACUUUGCAGGCAUUAUCCAGCAACGAAGAUACGGAUGAUGAAUACCAGCCGGAGCAGGUUAUCGAGGUCGUAGAAGAAAGGAGGCCGGAGAUGUCGCAGCAAAAUCCUCGCCUCCUCGCCUCUAUGAAUCGGCCAGUUCUUAGGCUGUCGACUCAGCAACAGCAGCAACCCCUUAGUGGUUUGACGCGGCUCGAGAUUCCUUCGCCAGGGGGCUUCUUCUCUGGCCUUUCUCCGCGUACUAGGCACACCUGGCAUCUCCAGUCGAUGACGCCCGAUGACAUUGCUCCUCCUACUUCGACUACCGCAGAGCAGUUUUAUCGAUGUCCAUGGAACGAGGCAACUUCUCGAGGGCCAAAUUUCCCAAAUGUUCCGGUCCUACCUCCUCCUCCACCACGCCCCGAGCGUUUUGCGCCCCUUCCAUCAGCACCAGUGGAACAAAUCGUAGAAAUCAGGGGUACAAUGUCAGACGGUAUUCCAACUGCAAGGCCAGCCAUCCUAGAGCACGUUAUUGAGGCUAGGGGUGAUCCCACAGAAGAUAUUCUUACAGCACGCCGUGUCGACCCAAGAAAUCCCCCAAUUGAGCCCACAGCCCCCCCCGAGCCCUUAACCCCUCACGAAGACGUUACGGCUACGGAGAUCGUUGCAACAUAUGACCCUGAGUACGCCAAGAAGCAGCAAACAGCUACCCUGUCGAAUCUAGACAGGACCGAGUUAUGGCUUAGGGCGCAGAGGGCUUACCUCCAAGGUAUUGUCCCCGAAGAGGAGUUCAAUAUUGAGACCGAACGUGAGCUGGAGACAGGAGACCUCCAUGUUGAAGAGGAGCCAAGAACGAAAAAAAGCGAAAUAGAAGUGGCGUCCCCUGCGCAAAAGAAAAAGACAGUGCGUUUUUCCGAGAUUGUUGUCAAGGCUGACAUCCCAAAGACUCUGCCACCUAAGCUCUUACGGCAGGAGUCGGCUUACUACAGAGCUUUCCAAGACUAUAUCAUCCGCUCUCGCAGUCAAGACGCGUUCGUUCAUCGUCUUCCACGCUUUGAAGCUAUGCAAGCUCAACGCAUCUCCCUACGAGAGACUCAUCGCAACCAGCUUCUUGGAAAGUAUCAACUAUCGGUAGUACCGCAAUCGGCUAAGAAGCGGAUGAGUGCCAACGUAGCUCGCGGCGACGACAUUCUUGUGGAUGACCCUGAGAAGCUGAAGCGCGAAAAGGAGCACGAGGCGCUGACCCAAAUGUCUAUGGCAAAUUGGCAUGUUGGCGCGACUAGGGCUUUGAAUGGGGGGCGCCUGUUCUCUGCACCCAUCGCCAAGCGCCUUUCUCGUCUCUCUCGCAUCGGCGGCGCAAAGGACCGGGCACGUAUACUUGACCUCGGCGGCCAGUCUACUUGCGACUGGGCUUGGCACUGCGCCAUCAUGUAUCCGAACACUAAGGUGUACACUGUGACAACCAAGGCAAUUCGGCAGCUCUCCAACUCAAACAUUCGCGGUCCACCCAACCAUCGACAAGUCGCUGUCGCUCGACUUUCACGAUUGCCUUUCCCAGAUGCGCACUUUGACAUGGUCUCGGCACGUGAGCUCCACACGAUCCUUAAAUUAAUCGGCGAGAAUGGUGAGGAUGAAUGGGAUAGCUGUCUAGAUGAAUGUAUGCGAGUUCUCAAACCAGGAGGCUAUUUGGAGUUCUCGCUCCUCGACUCAGAUAUCAUGAACGCAGGACCUCUCGGCCUCGCCAAAUCGGUUGAAUUUGGGUUCGCGCUCAAAACACUUGGCUAUGAUCCUAGCCCGACGCGUAUGUUCAUGGGCCGUCUCCACCGUGCCGGAUUUGACCAAGUUCGCCGUGCUUGGAUGUGCCUUCCGAUGGGCCCGGAUCCGGCUGUGCGUCGUAACCGCAAGGUGGCGCGCGAUAGCACUGGCGUAGAGCGUCCUCUCGAGUUAGAGGCCAUAGUCUCAGGCAGCACAGAAGCGGCGGCGUCGGUGGCAGGUUUAGCGGGGAGCUGGGCUUGGGAGCGCUGGCUGCUACGGUGUGAGAUGGAAAAGGUGGCGUGCGAAAGCCGUCUAGGAUUCCUUGAGGCGGAAACGGCAGAGAUGCGCGAGGCAGGCAAGUGUCUCAACGGCGUACAUGAAGUAGUAGAGGAAGGGCGCCGGUCAGGUUCUGGGUUUAGGAUGUUAAAUGGGUUUGCUAGAAAGCCUCCUACCAAACUCGAUGGAGGCGGAAAAUCGUCUCGUUGAUGGAUG
This is a messenger RNA of Hypoxylon trugodes, 3129 nucleotides long. RefSeq lists its product as uncharacterized. The record is from RefSeq and is a predicted model, not a curated record. The transcript has a single exon. Gene Ontology annotation, molecular function: S-adenosylmethionine-dependent methyltransferase activity. Lineage: Eukaryota; Fungi; Ascomycota; Sordariomycetes; Xylariales; Hypoxylaceae. The coding region runs from base 94 to 3123 and encodes 1009 amino acids.